AGAGCCGAAGAUGUCAGCUCAGUCAUGUGAUCAGCUGUGUCCAAUCACAGCAAUCACAUCUGUCACGCUGACAGCUCGAGAGGAGAGCCAGUAAUCGGCUUUCCGUGGAGGGGACAUGUACACUGAUCAUCAGGGCACUGAUGAUCAGUGUGGCCCCAGAAGUGCCACCUGUCAGUGCUCAGCAGUGCCACAUGCCAGUGCCCAUCAGUGCAUACCAGUGCACAUCAAUGCCACAUAUCAGUGCCCAUCUGAGCUGCCUUUCAAUGUCACCCAUCAAUGCCAAUCAGUGCCGCCAGUCAGUGCCUCCUAUCAGUGCAGCCUAUCAGUGCCCAUCACUGCAGCCUCAUUAACGCACAUCAUGUGUCCUGAUUGUCUGUAUAGCCCCAGCAGCGCCACCUGUCAGUGUCCAUCAGUGCCAGCUGUCAGUGCUCAU
Staurois parvus is the source of this 433-nucleotide messenger RNA. The record is from the annotation of a GenBank genome assembly. Lineage: Eukaryota; Metazoa; Chordata; Amphibia; Anura; Ranidae.